Cladophialophora immunda is the source of this 1487-nucleotide messenger RNA. RefSeq lists its product as uncharacterized. Bases 288 to 1241 code for a protein of 317 amino acids. The record is from RefSeq and is a predicted model, not a curated record. The transcript has 3 exons. NCBI's taxonomy places the organism in Eukaryota, Fungi, Ascomycota, Eurotiomycetes, Chaetothyriales, Herpotrichiellaceae. Gene Ontology annotation, cellular component: SAGA complex.
CUUGAACACAGCAGCCCAUAUUAUAUUGAGAAAUCGCACAUUUUCCUUGUCUGUUCAUCUCUAUAUUGUCGGCAUAAUCUACAGAUUGUAUCUUAGUACCAUCUAGUGAUAAGUUGCCGCCGUUGUCCACGGACAAAUAGCUUGCGCCUGCCGGUACAUUCCACAAGGGGCACGAGGCCUUGUCAUCCUUUUCAGGCGCAGCGAUACUGCGUUCUCUCUUUCACAAACCAGAGACAUUCCCUUCCAGGCUUUCGGAAAUAGUUCUUCAAAUACCACGAUCUUCCAACAUGUCAUCCCGUCCUCGAGGGGCCCGCGCAACUGCUGGUCGAGAUGGGAAGGAGACUGAACUUGAAAAUGAUCUACUCACCAGAGCGCUUGAAAGCCUGCGUAAGGCCAGAGAAUUCAACGAAAAAUGCAGAAAGAUUGGCCAAGACAUCAUGGCCCUGGAGGAAGAGAUCAAAGUAGCCGGACACGGAACUCCUGACCAGUACCGACGGUUGGACGCUUUGUAUCGAGAAAACCUCCGAUACGCGGAAAGUGAGAAGAAAGUCCACGAUGACGACGACAUCAUCAGCAAUCUUGCUAUCCUAGAGACCAUGAGAUCUAACGAUGAACCGGCUCCCCGGAAUGGUCAGCCGAAAUCACGGAAGCAUCAGCGGCCUGCUGUUGAUUCAGAAGCCGUUGAGUCUCCCGGGCCCAGCCCCGGGGAUGGUCGUCUAGAGAUGAUGAAACGCGUCAAGGGCACCUCCCAACGAAGUUCAAGCACAGCAAGCCAGAAUCGAGCAGCCACAAUUGUUCGCGAUGACGGGAGCGAGACGCACAAGGGCCUCCAGGCUGAGAGGGCUGGUCACCUUGUAUCCGGAACCGAAGUCUUUUACAAAUUUCCGAAGGACCAGGCAGAGCAAGAAGAAGGAGUGGGCAUUCACGGCAUCAUCAAGAAAGUCUGGCAGGAGAAGAAGCCGAUUCAAUAUGAUGUAAGAGACCCAGAGGAUGAUGCGUCCGGCAAGCAGACAGUACGCAAGGCUACAGCCAGAGACCUAGUACCUAUCCCACAGAUAGCCCCGAGCAGUCAACAGUUCUCAAUCGGAACGACCGUAUACGCGAAAUACCCUGAUACCGACACUUUUUACCGAGCCAAGGUCAAGAGCUUCCAGAAACCCAACUACAGUUUAAAAUUUGAUGAGGACGUACAGGAGAUGCUCGUUGAUGCGCGGUUCGUCCUACCUGCCGGGGUCAAGUAGUACAACCAAGAUGUCACAUCCAGCAACACAUUUAAUCUAGGAGAUGAUCAGGAAGAUGAACCAGAUGAGCAUUGGGGUAGGACACGCCGUGAACGGCAGGAUAUUGCUCGACUGAUGAGUGGCAGUGGUGAUUAAGCCAAUUGGUCCUUCGCUCACAGUUCGCCUUUGCUGGCCAGGUAGGCAGCGCCACUGUCUGCUUGUCGUUAGUACCCCAUAGCCGUGUCCAGGAGAAAGAGGAUCUCGAAG